AGAUACUGUUCCAUAAAAUACGUCAAAUGAAAUGGAUGCAAUAUCCUAGUUUGAAAACUUCACCGGUAUAAAAGGGGGUGUGUCUGAUGGUUUCUGCAUCAGUUUCACUGGAGCAAUCUUUAUUGAUACUAUCUCAUCAUGCAUACCCUUGUGCUUUUCUCAAUCCUUGCAUUGGUUGCGUCACCAAUUUUCGCCGAAGAAGUUGCUACAGACAAAAAGGUUGACAAAAGAGGAGUUUUAGGACUUGGAUAUGGAGGUUACAAUGGUUACUAUGGUUUAAAUGGUUUAAAUGGUUAUGGAGGAUAUGGACAUCAUGGAUAUUUAAGUUCUCCAGUUUAUUCAGUAGGACACGGAAUUGCCCCUUCAUACUCUCAUGCUUAUACAGCACCUCAUGCUGCAAUUAAUCAUGGUUAUACUGCGCCAAUUUAUACUGUGCCACGUUUUGGAUAUCACUCAAUUGGACAUGGAUUAAACUACUUGCAUGGCUGGUAAAUUUUGUAGUAGUGUAAAAGUUCAAAACUUUUACAUAAACAAAAUUUAUUCAAUAUAUUAAUAAUUAUUUUUUACAUCGCUCUUGCAAUUUGUGAAAAAAAAUACAUUUUCCUCAAUUUUUUGUAUUUUUUAAAAUAAAAUAAUUUUGGACUUUAAA
Leptopilina boulardi is the source of this 649-nucleotide messenger RNA. RefSeq names its product shematrin-like protein 2. The transcript is spliced from 3 exons. Bases 139 to 492 code for a protein of 117 amino acids. The record is from RefSeq and is a predicted model, not a curated record. NCBI's taxonomy places the organism in Eukaryota, Metazoa, Arthropoda, Insecta, Hymenoptera, Figitidae.